Messenger RNA from Ochotona princeps (American pika), 1627 nucleotides. RefSeq names its product carbonic anhydrase 2 (gene CA2). The record is from RefSeq and is a predicted model, not a curated record. The transcript has 7 exons. Gene Ontology annotation, cellular component: cytoplasm. Gene Ontology annotation, molecular function: carbonate dehydratase activity; zinc ion binding. Bases 165 to 947 code for a protein of 260 amino acids. NCBI's taxonomy places the organism in Eukaryota, Metazoa, Chordata, Mammalia, Lagomorpha, Ochotonidae.
CCACCCGGGGCUCCCUCCCCCGGGCCGCCCCCGAGCGCAAAGUUGGCGGGAGCCUAUAAAAGCCGAUGACGGCGCGACCCGCGGACACAGCGUGCCGGAGCACCAGCAGCAGCCGCUAGACCCGGCGCAACUCCCACUCUGCCCCGACCCCCGCCGGAGCGACCAUGUCCCAUCACUGGGGUUACGGCAAGCACAACGGACCGGAGCACUGGCAUAAAGAGUUCCCCAUUGCCAACGGGGAGCGGCAGUCACCCAUUGACAUCGACACUCACGCGGCCAAGCAUGAUGCUUCGCUGAAGCCUCUGAAGGUGUCCUAUGAGCAGCCGAUUUCUCGGGGGAUCAUCAAUAAUGGCCACUCCUUCAACGUGGAGUUUGAUGAUUCCAACGACAAAGCAGUGCUGAAAGAUGGGCCUCUUGAAGGCACUUACAGGCUGAUUCAGUUUCACUUUCACUGGGGCUCAGCUGACGGGCAAGGCUCCGAGCACACUGUGAACAAGAAGAAAUACGCUGCAGAGCUUCACUUGGUUCACUGGAACACCAAAUACGGGGAUUUUGGAAAAGCCGUGCAGCAUCCCGAUGGGCUGGCUGUUUUGGGUAUUUUCUUGAAGAUUGGGAGUGCUAACCCAGGCCUCCAGAGAAUUGUGGACGCACUGAGUUCUAUCAAAACAAAGGGUAAGAGCAUUGACUUUGCUAACUUUGAUCCUCGUGGCCUCCUUCCUGGAAGCCUGGACUAUUGGACUUACCCGGGCUCACUGACCACCCCUCCUCUUCUGGAAUGUGUGACUUGGAUUGUGCUUAAAGAACCCAUCAGCGUGAGCAGUGAGCAGAUGUUGGGAUUCCGUAACCUCAGCUUCAACAAGGAUGGGGAACCUGAAGACCCGAUGGUGGACAACUGGCGCCCGGCUCAGCCGCUCAAGAGCCGACAAGUCAAGGCCUCCUUUGCUUAAGCGGGCCCAGACCCAGAGUCCGAAGGAUGAACUUCCCGAUGUUUCCCUUUAGCUAAGCACAAAUCUACCUUGGUGAUUUGAAACCUGGCUGCGUUGGGCCUGGUGUUUUCGGGCUCCCCAUCUCUCCUUUGAUGUACUACUAAUAAAAUGUGAAGAGUCGUACCAAAUGUCACACUUGGCAGAAUGGCUGUGACUGGUUGGUGCUUUGCUUAUGGUGUAGGCUUUCUGUAACAGAAACUAUAAUACAAGGAAGAGGAAUAAAAUAUCUUUGUAGCACAGAGGGUGCUGAGUACUCCUAAUUGUCCACUGAAAGCUAUUUUUGAAGCUUAGGAAAAUAGAAUGGAUGAGUGCAAACUCAAAUUGUGAGAUAAACUAGUUAAGGCAAUCAGGUAAAGCCAUGAUUCUAUGUAAUGUAAGUCAGAGAAAACACACAUUCAUAAUUCCAAAAUGAUACAUUAAAGAAUAUCUUUAGAAAGUCUUAUAUUUGUAGCAAACUUAUCUUAAAGAUGAAUUAUGUUGUAAUUCAGUGACUUUUGAAUUAGAGAUGUAAAUGAAGUAUUAUCUGUAAAAAUUGUUAUAAUUAUAGUUGUGAUACAGAGUAUAUUUCCAUUCAGAUAAUAUAUCAUAACUUAAUAAAUAUUGUAUUUUAGAUAUAUUCUCUAAUAAAAUUCAGAAUUCUA